Molecule: messenger RNA, 1459 nt
Organism: Notolabrus celidotus (New Zealand spotty)
Lineage: Eukaryota; Metazoa; Chordata; Actinopteri; Labriformes; Labridae
Gene: rnf175
Product: ring finger protein 175
Exons: 9
Coding region: 132-1073 (313 amino acids)
Cellular component (GO): endoplasmic reticulum membrane; Golgi membrane
Molecular function (GO): ubiquitin protein ligase activity; metal ion binding
Source: RefSeq, a predicted model, not a curated record
UUUUGUCCCUCUCGGCCUCCGUACCCGUGACGCCCCACAGCAGCUGUUAGUGUGGAGCUGCUGUCACAGCUAACACAGCUGUUGUUCACCGGCUAGCUUGCUCCAGCAGGAGGGGGGGAAACAGGCACACAAUGGCAGGUGUGCACCCUCAGGACGACCUGCUGAAAAUGACCCACAGAGAGAACUGGAAGGUGCAGCAUGAGCAUCUGCAUGUGAAGCACAGGGGUCAUGAAGCCAUGCAUGCAGAGAUGGUCCUGAUCCUCAUCGCCACGCUGGUGGUGGCUCAGAUCGUCCUGGUGCAGUGGAAGCAGAGGCACCACCGCUCCUACAAUCUGGUGACCCUCGUCCAGAUGUGGGUGGUCCCCCUUUACUUCACCAUCAAACUGUACUGGUGGAGGUUCCUGUCCAUGUGGGGGAUGUUCUCCGUCGUCACCAGCUACGUCAUCUUCAGAGCCACGCGUAAGCCUCUGUCCUGCAGGACGCCCAGGAUGGUGUACAAAUGGUUCCUGCUGAUCUACAAGCUGAGCUAUGCAGUGGGCGUCCUCGGCUACCUGGCCAUCAUGUUCACCAUGUUCGGCUUCAACGUCUUCUUCAGGAUCAAGGCCGAGGACUCGAUGGACGUGGGUGUCAUCAUGUUGUUCUACGGGCUUUACUACGGCGUCAUGGGCAGAGACUUUGCAGAGAUCUGCUCGGACUACAUGGCUUCAACAAUCGGGUACUACAACAAGGGAGGCAUGCCCAGCCGGAGUCUGACAGACGACAUCUGUGCGGUGUGCGGUCAGAGGAUCCUGGUGGACGUGGAGGAGGAAGGAUUCAUAGAAGACACCUACCAGCUCUCCUGUGGACACAUCUUCCACGAGUUCUGCAUCCGCGGCUGGUGCAUCGUGGGAAAGAAGCAAACCUGUCCCUACUGCAACGAGAAGGUGGACUUGAAGAGGAUGAUGAACAACCCCUGGGAGAAGACUCACGUCCUGUAUGGGCAGCUCCUGGACUGGCUCAGGUACCUGGUAGCCUGGCAGCCCAUCAUCAUCGGCAUCGUCCACGGGAUUAACUUCACCCUGGGUCUGGAAUAGAGCCGGCUGGAAGAACCUCGUUUUGUUCAAGUGCCAAAAGACACUGGCAGAACCUUGUCAGAGUCAGCGCUGCGAGGACAGGAUUGGGACUGGAGUCCUCUGUGGUCUUAGUACGUGUUGCAGAGGACACUGUGAGGCCUAAACUGCUGCUAACUCUGACUCAAUACUGAAGCACAGACUCAGUGUUGGUUGUAUUCAAAACACCUGAUGCAGAUAUGACUAGUUUGUAAAGUUGCAUGUGGUUUUUACAAAGAAGAGUCACAGCUUUACUUUGGGAUGUUUUCUAAAAAAAUGCCUUUUAAUAGUUACGUUGCACACUCCACACACACACACACACACACACACACACACACACACACACACACACACACACACACACACACACA